Messenger RNA from Eleginops maclovinus (Patagonian blennie), 2141 nucleotides. RefSeq names its product secreted frizzled-related protein 1a (gene sfrp1a). Gene Ontology annotation, biological process: non-canonical Wnt signaling pathway; canonical Wnt signaling pathway. The transcript is spliced from 3 exons. Gene Ontology annotation, molecular function: Wnt-protein binding. Lineage: Eukaryota; Metazoa; Chordata; Actinopteri; Perciformes; Eleginopidae. The record is from RefSeq and is a predicted model, not a curated record. Bases 227 to 1177 code for a protein of 316 amino acids.
GGAGCACUACUUCACCCUCCUCACAGUGCAGGAGCAGCCAGACGCGCAGGAGGAGCGGACGGAGCCGGUGGACUUUACGCGGAGCAGAAACACACUUUUUCCUCCAAGAAGUUCAGACUCUCUUUCUGAGUCUCCCUCGUGCAGUCUGACUUCAGCAGGAACACACACCUCCUCUCUGCGCUGAUUCCUCCCGUCAGUUUCCCUCUGAGUGUAUCUGACUGAAACCAUGACGUCCCGCUGCAGGAUGGUGCGGCUCGCGGUCCGGCUCGCGCUCACCCUGGCUCUCCUGUCGGCCUCGUGCCGCGCGUCAGAGUACGAGUACCUCUCCUGGAAGUCGGACAUGUUCAACGGGGGCCGCGGCUACGGGAAGCAACCGCAGUGCGUGGACAUCCCGGACGACCUGCGGCUGUGCCACACGGUGGGCUACACGCAGAUGCUGCUGCCCAACCUGCUGGAGCACGAGACCAUGGCGGAGGUGAAGCAGCAGGCCAGCAGCUGGGUGCCGCUCGUGCACAAGAGCUGCCACCCGGGCACGCAGGUCUUCCUGUGCUCGCUGUUCGCGCCGGUGUGCCUCGAGCGGCCCAUCUACCCGUGCCGCUGGCUGUGCGAGGCGGUGCGCGACGGCUGCAGCCCCAUCAUGGAGUCCUUCGGCUUCCCGUGGCCCGAGAUGCUCACGUGCGACAAGUUCCCGCAGGACGACGUGUGCAUCGCCAUGACGCAGCCCAACGCCACCGAGAGCCCCAACCCCACAGGUAACACAGAACCCACAGGCUACUCUCCUAUCUGCCCUCCGUGUGACAACCAGAUGAAUAUGGAGGCCAUGCUGGAGAAAAUGUGUGCCAGCGAGUUUGCUAUCAAGACCAAGAUCAAGGCGGUGACGCGGGAGAACAUGGACCGUAAGCUGAUCCUGCACAAGAGGAGGAGGAUACUGAAGUCGGGGCUCCUGAGCAAGAAGGACAUGAAGUCGCUGGUGUUGUACUUGAAGAACGGCGCCGACUGCCCCUGCCAGCAGCUGGACAACCUGGGGAACCAGUACCUGAUCAUGGGCCGCAAGGUGGACAAGCAGUUCCUCCUCACGGGCAUCCACAAGUGGGACAAGUCCAACCCAGAGUUCAAAAAGGCCAUGAAGAAACUCAACAACUUCAGAUGCCCCGCCUUCGCGGACGUCUUCAAAUAAUACGCCGCCCCUCGUCCUUCGUUCGCAUCUCAUCCUACAUAUGAACUUGCACAAAAUUCCAAACUUCGCUUUCUAUUGUCCCGUUUAUAUAUCUAUAUAUCUUUGUAUAUUUACAGAUAUACUUUGAAGCGUCCAUGUGUUCAGUUUUAGAUGAUUGUGGUGAGUGAUGACACCGCAGUAAGCUGGGUUUCCUUUUUUAAAUCCGUCUCAAGAAAAAAGGACUUUGUAGUGAAAGCCCUUCCUCACUGAAAUCAUUUCCGCGUUAUGUUUGUAGAUACAGAACAUUUUCUUACAAGUUGAGGGGGUUUUAUUACUGAGAAGAAACCACUCUUGUAUCUCCACCGUAAAUAUGUGGCGAGAAGCUUAGCCUAGCAUAAGUAGCAGAGGUAAACAGUUAGCUGGGUUUGUCCAGUAGCUAAAACUAAUACCUUUUCUUGUUACUGGUACAGACUACACUAAUGACAGAUGUGUAAAGUAGUGAGUUAAAAAGGUGCUGGUAGACAUGUUUCUGAUCGAGCGUUUAUGCUAAGCUAACCAUGUUGUGCUAGCUUCAUAGUUAGCGUACGGACACAAGAGUGGCGUUGAUCCUCUCCUCUAACUCUUCCUUCACAUAUCCUGAUCAUGUAAUAAUUAAUCCAGAUUACUGUUGAAUAACUUACUGACAGUCCUGCUGUCAGCUGAUUGUCAACAAAGACUGCACUACCAUUUCCUGUCCGUUUCUUUACCGACUAACCACCAAUCUGCAUCAUGAGAUGACACAUAGGCCUUUACGGCAGAUUCCUUUCCUCCUGUUGUGCGUUGGUACCUGAGUAAUCAGAACAGACAUUGCCAUUUCUGUGUUGUUUCUUUUUGCUCAAUUGUCUCACCCUGUUUUAGCACUAUUUUGUUUCCGUUUGAAUGUCAGCGGUGCAUUGCUGCCUUGUACUUGUACAUACAAAUUUUACAUAAAUAUGGAAAACUGAAA